GCUGUCACGGCGCUGGUGGCGUUUAUGGUGCCAGCCAGGUCCCAGGUGAUGUUUUCUUUGAGAAUAGAAAAGAGCAGGGAAGGGAAGGAGAUGUUAGGAGUAGCGGCGGUGGAUCACGCCUUCCAUUCUUCUCAUCCCUUUCACCCCCAUCACACUUCCUUCUUCUCCUCCUUCCUACCCAAUCGCCUUCCCUUUAUUUCCUCCUCCUCCGCAUCUCAUGGAAGAACCCUCUCUCUCAGUCGCCCUACCAACUCCUCUCUCCGCGCCAAUUCGACCUCGGUCGUGCUUCCGGAGGGGGAAGAGGACGGCUUUGAAAUUGAGGUGGAGAAUGUCGGAGAACACAAGAAUCGUAGGAGGAGGAUUCAGUCCAGGAUCCGUGUUAACGCCGAGUUGGACACUGUGUGGAGCGUCUUGACGGACUACGAGGGCCUCGCUGGUUUCAUCCCCAGCUUGGCCGUCAGCCAACUGCUCGACAAAAAGGACAAGUUUGCGCGACUUUUUCAGGUUGGCCAACAAGAUUUGGUCUUCGGCCUAAAAUUUAAUGCGAAGGGCGUUCUAGACUGUUAUGAGAGAGAUCUGAAAAAUUUACCUAAUUCUCGGAAGAGGGACAUCGAUUUCAGGAUGAUUGAAGGUGAUUUCGAGAUAUUCGAAGGCAAGUGGUCCAUUGAACAGACUGACUACCCCAUUGGCAGCGACCCUCAGAGUUUUGUAGAUGAAGAAUUCCAAACAAUAUUGUCUUACUUUGUGGAGCUUGUUCCCAAGCUUUGGUUGCCUAUUCGUCUAAUUGAAGGGAGAGUUUGUAAAGAAGUGAAAACUAAUCUUCUAUGUGUCCGAGAACAAGCUCAAAGAGUUCAAAGAUUGAAAGGCGAAAUGCAUGACACCUGUAUCAGCAAUCAAACCCCCAAGCAUGAUUUACUCCUACUGCUGUCCAGAUUAGAAACUCCAUGAUCAAAUACUAAAUUCACAACCAAUUCAAUGAGAUUCCAGAAUUAAGACUGAUUCCCUGAUUCAUGUACGUCGUUUCAUGUGCUUCAAGGACCUCAUAGAAGGACUGAAUCUAAUUCAGAUUUCUGGCACUAAAAAGGUCCAUAGCAAUGCAGAUUCAGAUUCUGUUAAAUCUCAAGUUUUGAAACUGAAUUACACUUCCGAACUUGUUUUUCUGAAUUCAUGUUCAGAUUCAAUCAUGCCAUUCAGGACUCAAUUAUGAAUUCAAUGAUGGUUCAAGGAAACAAUUGUGCUAUUUCCAUCAUCCUGCUCCCUUAAAAUUCUUGAAAGCUGGAGACAAAUUAACAGGAUGAUCAGUACAUCAUCAGCAACUUCUGAAAUCUUAAUUCUCAGAUUUCAACUUCAGACUCAAUUCCAGCUCAUUGAAUUUCCAGCGUCAACAACAAAAUUCGAAUUCAGAUUUAAACUUGAAGUCUUUCAGCAAUACAAAUUCCAGCAUUCUUCAUAAUUUACAAACAUUUGUAUGAAUCCUGAGUUGAGACUUUUGAAUUCUUUCACAGUAGCAAUGUUCAGACAUCAAUUCCUGAAAUCAGAUUGUAUAAUCUGUUUCGUGCACAGUUGGAAAAUCAAUACUAAAACAACAUCCGGAUUUCAAUGUUUCCAUGAAUGGAUGGCUUUGAACUCUAUUCCAUGCAUCAAUGUGCAGAUUUCUGCAUUUUCCUACACAAUUCUUGACUUUGUAUCAACUAGUAAUCUUGAAGCCACUAAAAAUCCCCAUCAUUCUUCAUCUAACUUCUAAAGAUCUUAAUAAAUGCAUACUUGAAAGCUUCACAGGUUUCGGCAGCUCCAACUCAUCUCAAUCCUCUUCCCAAAUUGGCACAGUUUAUCACCACUUUAUCCUGCAAAAUCUGCACUUCCAUGUUGCUACUUCUCUAUGUUCAUUUCUAUCCUUUGCAGCCUUUUGUUCUGUGAAUAUCAGAACUGAAAUUAAGCUCUGAUAUCUAAUUUAUCACUGCUUCAGUAUCAGAAAGCUGCCAAUAUUCAGUUAAAGAAUUCCGGAAUAGGUUGGCACAAGUUUUACUCAUCAAGAGCAGGAUAACAUAAGACUAAGUAUUCCUGCAUUUCCAUUUUCCAAUCAGAAAUUCUAACUUCUAAACACACCAGAGCUUAUGAAUCAAUAACAAAAUGACUUCAUGGAACAGAUCCUUGAUGUAGAGUUUCAACCAGAGAAUAUGGAUCUUCAGCAUUCCCUUUGUUUAACAGUUUGGCACGCCCCUUGUGCCACUGUUUUCUUUUCCUGAAUUCUAACAGCCUACCAGCUUCUCUAUUUUAUCUUGCAAGAAUACCAUUUGCUACUCCACUAUUUCCACACUAACUGAAUUUGUUCCCCACCUAUUUCUGCAACUUCUUAAGCUUCCAUUCCUGAACAUCAUGAGUGGUCUGAUUUGAGCUUGUUUCUGCAGUGGCACAUCUUAACUACAAAAGUUUCAACUCAAUUCCCUUAGCAAAUUCCCUGUUUUCAUCAGCUUUUUAUUUUCAGGUAAAGAGCAGCACCAAUUCUCUGUUUUAAAAUAAUUCCAUCAACUUUAUACAAAAAUUUUCAGCACUCCAGUAUAUUACAGGUUUUGAAGAAAAAUUGCAAGAACACCAAGUACAAACUUAGACUCUUCAU
Zingiber officinale is the source of this 2617-nucleotide messenger RNA. RefSeq lists its product as uncharacterized. The coding region runs from base 25 to 948 and encodes 307 amino acids. NCBI's taxonomy places the organism in Eukaryota, Viridiplantae, Streptophyta, Magnoliopsida, Zingiberales, Zingiberaceae. The record is from RefSeq and is a predicted model, not a curated record. The transcript has 4 exons.